This is a messenger RNA of Culex quinquefasciatus (southern house mosquito), 2967 nucleotides long. RefSeq lists its product as uncharacterized. The transcript is spliced from 5 exons. NCBI's taxonomy places the organism in Eukaryota, Metazoa, Arthropoda, Insecta, Diptera, Culicidae. The record is from RefSeq and is a predicted model, not a curated record. Bases 210 to 2189 code for a protein of 659 amino acids.
AGGGUGAGAAAAACAAACAGAGAGGAAAGUGCAGCAACAAAAACGGAAAAUCCAUCCGUUGAUGCACUUUUGAUUGGGAAAGUUUCAGUGUGUCUGCGUGUUUGCAGAACGAACGAAGGAAAAGCACUUAUAGGAAUCAGUGUCUGUGAGUGAGUGAAAGCUACCUGCACUUCAAGGAUAUUUUCUCUGCUAUCACUUGGUUGUGGAAAAUGGGAAAUUUCGGGAUGUUGUUGCCACCAAAGUUGCUGCUGCGGAUGUCUACGCUGCUGUUUCUGGUGGUGCACAAUGCAAACGGUCAGUACGGUCCGGAAGGCGGUCGCCGACUCAAGCCAUGCGAGCUGGAAUCGUUGCUGCGGGAUUUGACCUACCCUGAAGAGGGUUACGAGAUGCAUGCGGCCGCCCUGCGGAACCAACUCCGACACAUCCUGGAACGGGAUCCCUCGGACGGGGCCAACUACCAGUCGAUGGAUGAGUACGGCGGUUACGAAAAUUCCGGCCCGUACGAGGACAAACGGUCCUACCGCUCGUUACUGCGUGACGGGGCCUCCUUUGGCCAGAAGCGAAACCUCGGAUCGUUGGCCCGAGCCGGCCUGCUGCGGGCACCCCCAGCCGGUGACUACCUUAAGCGUAGCAUUGCCACCCUGGCCAAAAACGGCCAACUCCCGUCCCGGGAACCAGACUCGGAAGAGAGCAGCUCGGGCGCGGCCGCCGGCGGUUGGACCGAUGCCGACAAACGGAACGUGGCCGCCGCAUUCCGGUCCGGGUACAUGCUGAACGGCAAGCGGAACAUUGCCUCGCUAGCCCGGAAGUACGAACUGCCCGGCAAGCGGAACAUCCAGUCGCUGCUGCGAACCGGUGGAAUGAUGCCAUCGAUUGCCCCCAAGCGGAACAUGCAAGCGUUGGCGCGGGACAACUCACUGCCGCACUAUGGCGUGGUCGGGGGUGGCCAGGAAAGCAAACGGAACAUACAAACGCUGGUACGCGACUGGAAUUUGCCCAAGCAGCAGGGAGGGGGUGGCAGCGUUGCGACAGGUGGCGCCAGUGGAGUUGAUGAAAAACGCAACAUCCAAUCGCUGAAGAGUUCCCAGGGUGGUCGCAAGAAGCGCGAGCUGUACUACGACGAGGACCCGCUCGGGGUGGACGAGAGCGGAACGCCGGAAGUGCUGGAACCGGUCUACCAGUCCGCCCCGCUGGACUACGAGGAGCUGAUGGAGGCGAUGAGCGAGGCGUACCCGUACUACGUGCCCGGCCCGGACGGUAAUCACAUCGAGGAGAAGCGGUUCCUAGGUUCCCUUGCGCGGGCCGGUAUGCUGAACCGGUACCAUCGGUUCUACCACAAGCGUUCCGGUUGGACCGUGGCCGAUGCGUACGGCGGCCCGAACGACUACGACGAUGGUAAUGAUGACGAUGAUGAUGAUGAUGAUGGUGAUGGCGAUGAUGACGAAGAUAACGAUAACAGAACGAGUCAGAAAAACGACCGCUACAGAGAGGAAGGUGAUGAAGAGCCUGACGAAGUGGUGACCGACGACGACCCCGACGAUGAAGAUGAUGUUGUGGACGGCGUGUAUGGACCGGAGCCGUCCCCGCCCCGUAAGCGUCACAUUGCCUCGAUAGCACGUUCCGGCUGGUCGCCAUCCUUCCGGCCAUCGCGGGCCGCGGGCCGUUUCAGUCGAUCCGGGAGGGCGAGGUCGAGUUUUACUCCCAACCCGAGCGACUACGACAACCAACCGCAGGCGUUUGUAGACGAUGCGACACUAUUAGCAGCGACAGCCGGACAGGAUUACGAAGCGCCUCCACCGUCCCUUUCUUUGGCAGCAGCAGCAUCAGCAGCUGGGGAGCUCCCGGUUUACGAUCCACGUGGGGCUCAGCACCGCCUCGAGUCACAGCGCUACACUGGCGACGUUUUCGGGGUGAACCGUCGACCUCCUCCACCAGCAGGGCCGGUGUACGGCGGAUUGCACGAGGACUAUCCGAUGCCUCCGCCGCCGCCGUACUACGGAUACGCCGGAAUCACCACCAGUGAGGCCCGGUCGAAUCCGUUCUACUCCGAGGACGAGUUCCGGUGCGCUGCCCGGCUGCGCAAGCUGCUUUUCUACCUUAAGAAACAGUACCAACAGGACAACAAGUACAUCCAGGCCGUCUACGGACGGAACCCGGGAGGUGCUGGAGGUGCUCCGCGAUACAACUAAACCGCGCUUAAAAACCGUGUACUCACUAACUGUAUAACUCAACUUAAGCACUACUUAAACGAUAAGGCACGACGAGCUGACGCAGGACAAUAAUUUGCACCCGGUUCAAAGCGAAAGAAAGGAAGCAAGGUAAGAGCACUACUGUAGAGUUAGAUGUUUCAUUUCGAACUGAGAAGCAAGGUGACAUGUUUCCAUCAUCCAACAAAAUAUAUCAAUUAAAUGGAGCAAACAAAAGUGUGUCAAAACUGUAUGGAAACAAGUAACAACAACAACAACAAAAACUCAACCAAUGCUGUUAAACAAGAAUAAAACAAAUCUUAUAUUAUACAUUGUACAUGGACUUAAGAGAUCAAAACAAACACAGGAGCCCCCCUCGUAAGUGUUUAUAAAAGCAUUUUUACUGUAUUAAAAAAAGAGUGUAGAACUUAGGAUAACAAUUACUACUGGACACAAAACCUUUUAAGAUGUAUUUAUCAGAUAGCUAACCUCUUCCCCCUUUAGCCAACCAAGCCGCCGAUCAGGACGAGACGGUUAAAGUUUACCCUUUAAAACUCUGUUCUAAACUAUAUUUAACCAAAAAAAAAAAAGCAACAGCAAACAAAAAUAUCUCUCUAUUCCCAUAUCCCUUCCUUCAUAUCAAGUUGAGAACCUAAAAGAAACUGACAAAAUAAGCACACUCACACACUUUUCUACUUUUAAGAAACGUAAAACAAGGCAGCACUUUAAAGAAGUAAAAAAAGUAUAUCUUCCUUCCUCCUUUUUGAACCACACACACACA